UGUAUAACCUAUAAGAUAAUAAUAAGUCACACUUCAGUCAUUAUGAAUAGAUGGUCAAAAUCUUGCUUUACGUUAUUAAUCAUUUUGUUUUCUUUUACAAUUUUUGUAACAAACUUGCAAAUCAAAGGGAAAGCAUCUCAUUUAAAGAAGGCCACGGGUGCAAAAGGCGUAAAACUCAAAUCAUCGAUACAUGAGAUUUUAAAAUCUAGCUCUCGUCAAUAUCCAGCAGCCUUUCCAGGUUCAUCUCUCCUCGGCGUUUGUCCGUUAUGCGAUUCGUCGGUGUUUGGCUAUUGCUCGCAUAAACUAAUCCAUGAUACAUGUUGUUGUACUUUUCCAGUUGCAAUUUACCGUAAGCCACCGCAAUGUGUUUAUUAUGAUUGUCGAAUAUUGUAUGCAAAAUCCUGUUAUGAGCAUAAUUUGAUUAAAAAUUGCUGCUGUCAAAACCCCCAUUUAAGUUUUAAUUGA
This is a messenger RNA of Glossina fuscipes, 465 nucleotides long. RefSeq lists its product as uncharacterized. The transcript has 3 exons. Lineage: Eukaryota; Metazoa; Arthropoda; Insecta; Diptera; Glossinidae. The coding region runs from base 43 to 465 and encodes 140 amino acids. The record is from RefSeq and is a predicted model, not a curated record.